Messenger RNA from Apis cerana (Asiatic honeybee), 3945 nucleotides. RefSeq names its product putative mitochondrial glutathione transporter SLC25A40. Lineage: Eukaryota; Metazoa; Arthropoda; Insecta; Hymenoptera; Apidae. Gene Ontology annotation, cellular component: mitochondrion. The record is from RefSeq and is a predicted model, not a curated record. Gene Ontology annotation, biological process: mitochondrial transmembrane transport.
ACAGAUUGCUAAGUAAAAAUUGGGAAUGAAUAAGUUAAGUACUAUACCUCCAAACUUGGAUCUGGAUGAUCCAAGAUUUAGGAUCAAACCUUAUCAACAAAUCAUUGCUUCUUGCACUGGUGCUUUUAUUACUUCAGUUUUUGUUACUCCUUUGGAUGUGGUAAAAAUUAGGCUCCAAGCACAACAGAAAGCAAUGCUUUCUAAUAAAUGUUUUCUUUAUUGUAAUGGUUUAAUGGACCAUUUAUGUCCUUGUUUAAAUGGAAAAGGUCCAAUAUGGGCUAAAGGAAAUGGAAAAUUUAAUGGUACAAUGGAUGCUCUUAUGAAAAUUAGUAAGAAUGAAGGUAUUCUUUCACUAUGGAGUGGUUUAAGUCCUACUCUAGUUUUAGCAGUACCUGCAACUAUAGUAUAUUUUGUUUCAUACGAACAAUUAAGAUUAUAUUUUAAGGAUAAAUAUAAUAGAAAAAAUAGAAAAGCUAGUACAAUUACAAUGAAACAGCCAUUUUGGAUUCCUAUGAUGGCUGGAGCUAUAGCACGUAUUUGGGCUGCAACCUUAGUAAGCCCAUUAGAAUUAAUUAGAACAAAGAUGCAAUCUCAAAGGUUAAGUUAUGCAGAAAUUCUUCAAGCAUUGAAAACUGUUGUAAAAUAUAGCGGUGUCUCUGGUUUAUGGAUGGGAUUAUCUAGUACUCUUUUACGUGAUGUACCCUUUAGUGCAAUUUAUUGGUUACAUUAUGAAACUAUAAAGCAAAAAUUUCACGAGUCACAACAAACUUUUACUUUUAAUUUUACAGCAGGAGCUAUAGCAGGAUCUAUAGCUGCAUUUUUAACAAUCCCAUUUGAUGUAGUAAAGACACAUAAACAAAUAGAAAUGGGUGAGAAAGAAAUUUAUUCAGAUAAUCCAGGACGUAGUAGUGGAACAUGGACCAUAAUACGAAAAAUUUAUAAACAAAAUGGAGUAAAAGGACUAUUUACAGGACUAAUUCCACGUGUAAUUAAAGUAGCUCCAGCUUGUGCAAUUAUGAUUGCAACAUUUGAACAUGGAAAACGAUUUUUUCAAGUAUAUAAUGCUAAUCAAAUUCUUCAACGUGAAAGUGAUAUACAACUUCUAAAACACAAACGAAAAAACGUAGAAUAAAGUAUAAUACUAUAAAAUAUUAUAUUAAAUAAAACAAAUAAAAACUUUACCAAAUAAAAUUUUAUUUUAUUAUAAUUUUAUAUAGAAUUUUCUAUAAAAUUCAAGUUUGUAUACUUUCUAAAAUAAUUUUGUUUUUUUAAAGAGAAAGAAAUAAACAACAUAAGUUAAAUUUCAUGUUAUCGAUUAUCGAUAUAUGAUAUUACUAUAUACUAUUACUAACCUCUCAUCCAGAUAACCACUAACAUAGCAGCCAAUAAUGGCAACUUUACAAUAGAGAAAAUCACUAACAAGAAAUAAGUCAAGCGAGAGUCUAUAGUAGUCAAUAUUUAAAAUUAUUAAUAAGAAGAUUUUUGUUUUUAAUUUUUUAAAAAAAUGCAAUGAUAAAAAAUUAUAUAAAUUUUAAUAUAGAAUAUUGAGAAAAGUUAAAAUAGAAAAUCUUUUUUGGAAAUAUAUAAUAGAAAAUGUAUUUAUUAGUUACUGCAGACGAAAAACAGUUCGGCUAAAUUCGGUUGGUCGAUAAUCGGAGUCGGUGAGAGUCGAAGUGUUGAAAGUAGCGAAUAAUAGGUCAUCGCACGGAAGUCGAUUCGUUUCGUUCAGUCCAGAUAGGUUGUUCGUACGUCGAGCGUUUCGUACAGUAGUCACUCAUCAAUUCAACAUUCCAACAGGCCGGGUCUUCUUACCGCCUCUUUAAACAUAUUCUGAUACUCAUUUGAGUGAUCAUACAAUUUCAAACGUCAUCAUGUAUGCUUGUACUAGAUUUAUUGUACCUGUCGCCAAAUCGACCGUAAGUAAUUUUCUCUUCGUUUCGAAUAUUUUCAAAUUUUUACAUUAUUAUAUAAUCUUUGAGUAAUUUGUCUUAUUUUCAGUUGGUCUCUGGAACUAAGAAUUAUAUUCGACCAUUGAGCAGUGCUGUGGUAAGUCACAGCCAGUCUAUACAGCAGAAUCAGAUUCAGAACUCAUUCAGUGUAAGUAACAUUUAAUAUUUUUCGCAUUGCAUAAUCUCACCCCAUUACGAGGUUACAUAAGCAAGUUUAUUUUCAUAAUUCAAAGAUUUUUUUAGUAAGAAACAAAUAAUUUUUUUAAAUAAAUAUAUCAAUUUGUAAUAAACAUAUAUGGUCUUAUAUUUCCUUUUGAAUUGACUUUAACUAAUCAUUUUAUAGUUCAGGAUAGUCAUGAAAAAUAUUAAUUUGAAUUGAAAAAAAAUUUGAUUUAAAUGAAAUAGUAGAAAUAAAUAAUUUAAAAUAUAAGAUGAAUAUAAAAUUCUAAAAUAAUUGUCUGUAUAAAAUUUAAUUUUUUAUGUCAAAACAUUAAAAUAAAAGUAAUAAAGAUUAUAUAAGUUAUAUUAUUUGAUGAAGUAAUUUGUAAUACUGUAUUUAAUAUAUAACUGAAAUUAUUAAAUUUGGUAAUUUUUUAUUAAAUUUUUUUUUAAAUUUAAAUGUUUUUUAUUUCAUAAGAUUUUUAAAUAUAAAAAAUUUUUUCUUUAAUAUUACUAAUUUUUUUUCUAAUUAUUUGAAUAAUUUUUAUAUAGUCUCCAUUGGGACAAUCUCCAAUUAUACGUAAUUUCCAAACAUCUACAAUUAGUCGUGAUAUUGACUCUGCUGCAAAAUUCAUUGGUGCUGGUGCUGCCACUGUAGGUGUUGCUGGAUCAGGUAUGUAUAUAAUUUUUAUUUUUGAUAAUUAUGAAAAUUAUAAUAUUUUGAUUCCUAUUCCUAUAUUCAUUUUCCUUGUUAAAAAAAAUAUAUAAAAUUUAUAUUCCAGGGAUUGAUAUGAUAAAUAUUUAAUUUUUGGAUCCCUAAUAAUUGGAUAUACCCAAAACCUAUCCCUAAAACUGCAAGUUUUCAAUUAUGCUAUCCUUGGCUUUGCAUUAUCAGAAGCGAUGGACCUUUUUUAUUUGAUGAUAGCAUUCUUUAUAUUUGUCUUCUGAUCCUAAUUCUUCUAAAAAGAAUCAUCCUAUAGUAGUAAAGUUAUAUGAUAAAUUACAUAAAUUUAAAUCAACUUUUUUUUUAAUUAUAAUAAAUAAGAUUAUACAUGUUAUGAUUUCAGGAGCUGGAAUUGGUUCAGUAUUUGGUUCUUUAAUCGUGGGCUAUGCCAGGAAUCCCUCUCUUAAGCAACAGCUGUUUUCAUAUGCCAUUUUGGGCUUUGCCUUGUCUGAAGCCAUGGGUCUCUUCUGCCUUAUGAUGGCUUUCUUACUUUUGUUCGCGUUCUAAAUUACCAAAAUCGCAUAAAAACACAAUAUUACUAGUUUUAGUGCAUCACUGUCAAAGCGGCGUCCUUUGAUUCCUGCAAAGGAAACAGUGGUAGUUGCCUUUGGUGCACGAGAUGCCAUGAAAUCAUUAGAAAUGCUCGAGUAUCCGGUUCGAUGGGGUAUGCGACGGUACGACAAUGAACUGAAAAAUUGGCGGCUGUACACGUAAUUUAGAUCAUCGAUCGAACCGUCCUUAACCCCUUCGGGGCCUUUCGAACUAAUUUAUAAUUAUUUCAUGGUCUACUUUAUAUCAUGUAGUGUAAAAACUCAUAUUAUGAUAAUAUUGUCAAUGUAAUGAGGAACGAAUAAGAACAUUAACGAAAGUUUAUUAAAGAAAUUGAAUAAAAAAAAAUAUGAUAGCGUUGCCUGUAAAAUCCAUAUACAUGUAUGUUCAUCACUUUUAAUGUUAUCAAAUAUUAAGAAACAGUAAUAUACAUCGAACAUUUUUUGUUAGUGUGGAACGGUUCAUCAUUGUUGUGCCAUCGCGUGCGCGCAUUAUUAAGGUAACUGGACGAAGAAAAUUGUACAGUGAUAUCGAAUAAACACUUGUCGUGAAAUUAUUAUUGAA